Molecule: messenger RNA, 438 nt
Organism: Chelonia mydas (Green sea turtle)
Lineage: Eukaryota; Metazoa; Chordata; Testudines; Cheloniidae
Product: ribonuclease-like
Exons: 1
Coding region: 1-438 (145 amino acids)
Molecular function (GO): nucleic acid binding
Source: RefSeq, a predicted model, not a curated record
AUGGCUUCGAGGGGACCCCACCCCGCGCUCCUGCUCCCCCUUGUUCUCCUGGCCGCCAGCCUGGCCCAGCUCAGAGAAGGCACCAGCUACUCGCAGUUCUUGAACCAACACAUUGAAUUCCCCAAGAGCAGUGCCUCCAGUGACCAGAACUACUGCAAACUCAUGAUGCAGCGCCAGGGCCUGACCCGCCCUUUCGGUAUAACCGGCGACACCUUCAUCCAAGCCCCCACAAACCAAGUCCAAGGUGUUUGCAGCAGUGGAGGGAAACGGGUCCGCGACAACGUCUACAACAGUAUCGCACGCUUCCACAUCACCACAUGCCGGCUGACAUCCAUUUCCCCACUAGGGCACUGUAUCUACAAGGCUAGAGUCCGGACCCGCAGGAUCCAUGUGACCUGUGCCCAGGGGCAGCCUGCGCACUUAGACAGAGUCCUGUAG